GGUAGCACAAACCCAACUCUCCUCCCGACCACAAUGACGCUGGAUAACUAACCCGGAAACAGCGGCAGCAAAUCGCCUUUCUUCCCCGCUGAGUUGAGUCGCCGCUUCCAGCGUGGUUAUCCAGCGAGCAUCAAGAGGCUGACCUCUGCUGGAGGACUGUGACCCGGGGCCACCUGCCAGGCCGGGUUUCCCUGCUCCUGACUGCAAGUCGCAGAGCUCCACUGCUGGUACCAUAACAUGGGGAACCUUCUGAAAGUUUUGACAUGCACAGAUCUGGAACAGGAGCCCAACUUUUUCCUCGAUUUUGAAAAUGCUCAGCCCACAGAAGCGGAGCGAGAGGUGUGGGAGCAGGUGGACGUAGUGCUGAAGGAUGCAAAGGCCAUCUUGGAUGAGCUGCAGGCCUACAAAGGAGCAGGGCAGGAGAUCAGAGAGGCGAUCCAGAAUCCAAACGACGAGGCUUUACAGGAGCAGGCGUGGGCGGCCGUAGUUCCUUUGGUGGGCAAACUGAAGAAGUUCUACCAGUUUUCCCAGAGAUUAGAGGCAGCAUUGCACAGCCUUCUGGGAGCUCUGACCAGUGAGACUUACAACGACUCAACUCAACACCUGGAGCGGGAGCAGGCACUGGCCAGGCAGUUCGCCGAGAUCCUGCACUUCACCCUGCGCUUUGACGAGCUUAAGAUGACAAAUCCUGCCAUUCAGAACGACUUCAGCUACUACAGGAGAACGCUGAGUCGGAUGCGGAUCAACAACGUACCGGCAGAAGGCGAGAACGAAGUCAACAAUGAGCUGGCCAAUCGGAUAUCUCUGUUCUACGCCGACGCCACCCCCAUGCUGAAGACGUUAAGUGACGGCACAACGAAGUUUGUGUCAGAGAACAAGAACCUGCCCAUUGAGAACACGACGGACUGCUUAAGCACAAUGGCGAGUGUGUGUAAAGUCAUGCUGGAAACACCGGAGUACCGGAGCCGCUUCACCAGCGAGGAGACGGUGUCGUUCUGCCUCAGGGUGAUGGUUGGAGUAAUCAUCCUGUACGACUACGUCCAUCCUGUAGGAGCAUUCGCCAAGUCAUCCAAAAUCGACAUGAAAGGCUGCAUCAAAGUCCUCAAAGAUCAGCCCCCCAACAGCGUCGAAGGCCUUCUCAACGCUCUCAGGUACACGACCAAGCAUCUGAAUGAUGAGUCCACAAACAAGACUAUCAAGAGCAUGCUGCAGUGAGACUGAGCUGCUACCGCUGCUGCAGGGAGAAGACACCACUUACUGUCCCGGCUGAUGUUGCUGCACAGAAUGUCAUUUUUUGUUUGUUUCAUUGGAAAAAGAGCUCAGCUCCGCCCUCUUUUAUAAUGCAAAGUGCUACUGCCAUUAUGAACGUCUUUUUCAUUUUUUUUUUCUGUGCCAAACUGAUGUUGCUGAAAUGUGAUGUUUUUCAAAAGAAGGCCAUGCAACAAUGGCAGCUCAUGAAAACAUCGCAGAUCCUCCGGUGAUUUUUUUUUUUUUUUUUUUUUAAACGUCUUGUUUUUCCCUGUUUAAGGGAUGGGAGUGCUUUGACUUGAAAAAUUAAGAGAGAGAUAUAUAGAGAAGUAUAUAUUUUUGUUUGAUUGGUUAUUUAAUUACGUCCUCUGCAUGAUGAAAAUAUUUUUUUUCCUUCUAUUUAAAGAAAAACCAACGGUUUAAUUUGUCUGCUCUGUUGUGCAUUUAUCAAAUGUUGUGUUAUUGAAAUGGUACUUUCAAAAUGAAAUUUAAGAGUACUGUUUUUAUAUUUUUUAUAGGUUUUAAUUUGUGCGUAUGUCCUUUUUUUUCAUGAUUGUGUUGUAUUUUUCAUUUGAAAACUUUAAACUGUGAUAUGUGCAAAAUCAAAUUAAAAUCUGUAGCCUCUACUGUAAAUGUACAGUAUGAUGCGGCUGGAGACAUUAAAAGGAGAACUCUUGUUUUCUACACAA
This is a messenger RNA of Cololabis saira (Pacific saury), 1937 nucleotides long. It is a transcript of the gene cyribb, whose product is annotated as family with sequence similarity 49 member Bb. Gene Ontology annotation, molecular function: small GTPase binding. The transcript has 12 exons. Gene Ontology annotation, biological process: regulation of actin filament polymerization; positive regulation of T cell activation. NCBI's taxonomy places the organism in Eukaryota, Metazoa, Chordata, Actinopteri, Beloniformes, Belonidae. The record is from RefSeq and is a predicted model, not a curated record. Bases 238 to 1215 code for a protein of 325 amino acids.